This is a messenger RNA of Teleopsis dalmanni, 1540 nucleotides long. RefSeq lists its product as uncharacterized. NCBI's taxonomy places the organism in Eukaryota, Metazoa, Arthropoda, Insecta, Diptera, Diopsidae. The record is from RefSeq and is a predicted model, not a curated record. Bases 84 to 740 code for a protein of 218 amino acids. The transcript is spliced from 7 exons.
ACUUGAUUCAAAAUUAUUUUUUUUUACGAAGCUUAUUACCAAAUUUCAAGCAAUUCUGUUUUUAUUUUUUAACUGAUUUUACAAUGUCUGGAAGAACUAUAUUUCUUGGCAAGAGCUCAGAGAGCAAUCCCAUUUGUAUUGAAGUUAGUACCGAAUUUGCUGAUACCCUGGCAAAAAAGGUAGCUGAACAUGUUAUAAUGGAAAUAUUUUCCAUUACAAGGCAUAACGAAGAACUUAUGUCUGAAGAUGUUAAAAACAUAACGGCUAAUGGACUUGACAAAAUGGCAUUAUGUGGUAACACCGUGACAAAUGGUACUGCCUGCAAAUCUAUGAUUACCACAGACUGUUAUGUGGAUUCCAAUCGUAUUAAAUCGGCUGCUUCUAAUCCGUACUUAAAUUUUAUUCACGAUUUUGAAAAACGUAACAAUUGCAGAUUAUCAGAAGACAAUUUACCACAAGUACUUGGCGAAUGGGAUGAACUAAAUGAUGAUAGAAAGUUAGCCUAUAUAAAGGAGGCGUUUUUGAAAAAGUUGAUGGGAAACAAAGAAAUUCCUAAGAAACCUAUCAAUUCUAAUGAAUCUACACCAAAUGUAGAUGAUGCAGAACUUUUUACGAGUAAGGCAACACUACCUAAACGUCAGCGUAAAGUUCCAAAAGGUAGACGUAAAACACCUAAAAAGCGCAAAGCAGGAAAGAAGGUUGCUGGACGUCGUAAGUCAGCUCGUGGUAAAGGUCGCUAGCUUCAAACAAUAGUAAACUUAAGCUCUUUGAUCAAAAAAGAAGAAUUUCAAUUGUUGAAAUCACUAUGAUCGACUUUUAAUUCAUCAACAGGAGCUUUAAAAAUUCAAAAAGAAAUAAUAAGAACAACUAUUUUAUAAGAAUUAUUUCUUAAGUUCAAAAAAUCUGUUUUAUGGACUUAAUAAAUAUUUUAAGUUUAAAUAGCAGAGAUUUAUGUGAAAAGGAAAGAAAAUGAUUUAUGAAAUAAAUAUAUUUUAUUAUAAUAUUUUAUAGAUUAUAAUUUAAUCUAUUGUAUUAAAUUCUAUAAUUGUAAAGUAAACAUGGAGUGAUGAUGGUCCUAAAUCAUAUAUUAUUACUUCAUUCAUUACAAAGAAACAACGAACUAUUGAUAACUAUUUUGGACUUCAAGUUGCAUAUUAUAAUUUUAUUAAUACGCUUUGGAGGAAAAUGAUUUAUUAAUUAACUUUGUGUUUUUUUUUUAUUUAAAAAAAUAAAAAAUAUAUACAUGCAUUCAUACAAAGAUGGUCUGGAGGAACAAACCUCAACUAUUCAAAACAAUUCGGCUAAAGAACUAUAUGGUUAAUAUAAAUGAAAACUAUUUGUAACGUAAGGACAUUGAGCUAAUUCUACCAAUACAAAAUGAAUCAAUGAGUUUAAUAAAUAUUAUAAAUAUAGUCUUAAUAAAUAUAGUCUACCAAUACAAAAUUUCCAAGCAGUGAUGGACAACGAAAAACAAAAAUCAACAGAAAAAACCACUAAUUGGAAACAAAACUACUAAUUGGAAAUAAUUCCUAAAACCUUU